Messenger RNA from Pyricularia oryzae 70-15, 741 nucleotides. RefSeq lists its product as uncharacterized. The coding region runs from base 1 to 741 and encodes 246 amino acids. The record is from RefSeq and is a predicted model, not a curated record. The transcript is spliced from 2 exons. Lineage: Eukaryota; Fungi; Ascomycota; Sordariomycetes; Magnaporthales; Pyriculariaceae.
AUGCCUUCCAUCCACGACACCCUUCACCAUGGCAGCGGUCAUCACUCCUCUGGCAGCGGCGCCAUCACUGCUCGUCGUCACAGCAGAGCUGAUGCGGAAGAACCUGAUGACCUUUUCCCCGACAUCCCCGAGGCAAAGAAACGUAAGUUCAUUUUGGUCGAGGACAGCGACCGCCAAUCCCGUCUGAGGGUACGCGUCACGCUUGAUGGCGUCGAUACACGCGAGAUCCCCGAUAGCUUCCGGAAGAACAGCUCUGUAUAUCCGCGCUCGUACUUCCCGCGCGAGAUGCAGAGCCCUCCGCCCAGCGCUACCGGGUCAAAGUUCUUCCAGGACGACCUGAGUGACGACCCCGGAGCCGAGGAUGACGGCACCACCGACACAGAGGGUCGUAGGGCUGCAAGAGGGGCGAGGGCCAAGGCUAUGGUCCGCGUUCCCAUGGUGGAUGGUUCCGAGGGAGAGGUUGCUAUCCCCCGCAUGCGCAGGGGUUUCCGUGGCAAGGAGGUCCGCCUCAACGAUCUUGGAUACCGUAUGGCUUGGCUCCAGAGCCGUGUAUUUGCUGGAAGAACCAUCUUCUUGCAGCGAGCUUUGGACUGCUACCGCAACAAGACGCGGUCUGCUAUCGAGUCCCUCAUGCAGGACGUCAAGACGGUCAGCCCGCACCUUGAGACUCGCGUUGGCAAGCGGAAGUGGAACGAGCGGAUGCGUCGCAGUGAGAAGAAAGACGACACCGAGUCUUCUUGA